Prorocentrum cordatum is the source of this 1077-nucleotide messenger RNA. The record is from the annotation of a GenBank genome assembly. Lineage: Eukaryota; Dinophyceae; Prorocentrales; Prorocentraceae.
AUGGCGUCCUCCGCGCUCGCCGCCGUGGCCUGGGCGAGCGCGCUUGGCGCCUCUGCCGUGUCGCUGUCGCAACCGGCUGGUCCUCGCUUCGGCCAGGGCACCGAGGAGGCCCCGGUGGCGGUGCCGCGGCCAGCGGACCUCUCGAGCUGGGCCAGCGGCCCUCUCUUCUCUAGGGGCCUGGACUCGAAGGCCAGCGGCUUCCACCACGCGGAGGUCAGGAGCCUCGUGGGGGACUACAACCUGAGCGUCGCCGCGUUUGACUACUGGGUGGAUCAGGGGGUCUCUGGCGGGCUUCUCGGCGGGUCUGGCUGGGAGACGGAGCGCAUCUCUGAGCUGUGCCGCCUGUACCGCUCGAACGGCGCCGUCGGCAACUUCCUCGACGUCGGCGCCAACAUCGGCACCUUCACCAUCCCGCUGGCGGACUGCAUUCGGAGCACUGGCGGCAGGGUGUUCGCCGUUGAGGGGAUGCCGCCCACGGUCGACCACCUCGCGGCGGGCAUCCUGGAGAACAAGCUCGAUAACGUUGACAUGUACAACUACGCCGUGGGCGCCCCAGACGAUCCUCCAAAGGUGACCAUGUCACUCAAUCCUGUCAACAAGGGCGGCUCCGCCGUCAAGGGCAACAAGCCGUUCACCGUGAUGGGCGAGGAGGAGUUGCAGAAGUUGUUCCAUCCGAGCAAGAAAGCGCAGACGUAUGCGGAGAAGGUUGCGGUGAUGGAGUACGAGGUGCCGCUUACCACUGGUGACCUCAUGCUCCAGCACAAUCCGGCGAUGAAGGCCAUCCACAUUGCCAAGGUCGACAUCGAGGGCCACGAGGGCCACUUCAUCAAGGGGUCCCAGCUCCUCUUCUCCGAGUUCCCCCCUUGCAUCCUGACCAUCGAGCUGAUCGAGGACUGGCUGGAGCGCGCUGGUACCCCAGCCGGGGAGAUCCUUGACCUGCUGGCCGGCUGGGGCUAUAAGAAUGUUCCCACCGCCGCCGAGCUCAAGAAGCGUGGCACACAGGGCCACACCCUUACCAUCCACCAGAAGCGAAUGGGGGCGUGCCUGAAUCGCGUGCGGUCAUUUGCGCAAGCUUGA